Chelonia mydas (Green sea turtle) is the source of this 7096-nucleotide messenger RNA. Its product is annotated as THAP domain-containing protein 6. NCBI's taxonomy places the organism in Eukaryota, Metazoa, Chordata, Testudines, Cheloniidae. The transcript has 5 exons. Bases 5687 to 6373 code for a protein of 228 amino acids. The record is from RefSeq and is a predicted model, not a curated record.
CCGAGCAAUAUACAAGUUUUGGUGGCUGUCUGCCAAUGUAAUUUGCAUCAACCAAAGUGUGUAGUAUAGCUGUGGCCUAAGGCUCCUUUAAAGUAGGUAUAAAUGUAAUUGUUUGUCUUGAAGGCCUCUUUAUUCUGCCAGAGUGGCAUAAAAGGGCCUUAGUGUGUAUGAAAAUCAAAAUCCAUCUCUUCGUAGUUAAAAUCUCAAGCUAGUGUUAUAUUAAGGUUGUUAUUGUUUUGAUUUGGGAUUUUUUGCACACAAUUAUUUCUUGCUUGGGUGUGUAUUACAAUAGGUACCAUGCACUUUUGUUACAUAAUAUCAUGAGCUACUACGUACGGUUCAAACCAGGUUUUGUCAAAAAUGUUUCAGUUGUGUUUUGUUUUUGUUUUUAUGAACCUGUGGUAGUUUUGGAUUCAUGGUGUUUAGGAACGUUGAUGUCUGUUAUUCACCAAAAUGUCUUUAAUCAUGAUGCUUUACAUUUUCUUGUAUUUUUUUUUAAGAAAGCACAAUAAUAUGGAAUGCUUUUAUUUUUAUAUUCCAAAAUUAUUUUUUUUGUUUUAUUAAAACCUGUAGCACCAAAUGUAGUGUAUCUGACUAGGUUAGUAUCUCUUUAAAGAGUUUGUGAGCCCUCUAGUGGUACUCACUGUGUUACAUGUUUUCAAAAGCCACCAGAAACCAGUCAGAGCAGAGGUAUGGGUGUAGCUAUGCUUUGUAUGUUUGUAUAUAUUUAAUAAGCACAGUUGUUUGGGAUCCUGCUGUGCUGUGUUGUUUCUUCAGAUUGUUUUUGUUGUGGGAAGAGCAAAAACCACCGUACUGAACCAGAGCACAAAGAACCUCCCAAAACAGAACUUGCAAAAAGUCUAAAAUGUUCAAUACAAUGUUUUAGUUUAUCAGUUUUUCCAAUUACAAAUGUUCUACUUAAUAGACUCUCACACAAAAACUAAAGACACUUUAGGCAGCCAAAUUAUGAGACCCCACCUAAAUUGUUCUUCAUUUUACAGCCCCUCCAGCUAUCAGCUCCCAACCUUCCUAGAUGCCUGCAAGAUAAGUUGGGCUUUGCAGCAUGCCUGGAAUGGUACGAAAUCUAGGCACUAAUGGACCAAGGAGGGAAGCAAAUUCCCGAGCCAAGGGCCUCGAAUGGGGAGUUCCCUUCUUAUUCCUGAGCUACCAAAGGUUUUGGAGGGGGUUUACUCAUCUCCACUAACACAUAUGAAAAAAUAAAGUAUUUAAAGAUUUGAAGAAGAUAAUGAGAAAUAUAUGGUCCAUCUGAAUAGAUAUCAAAUAGCACUUGUAACUGUGAAAGCUAGAACAUUUUUUCUCAAACACAUUUAACUCUGCUCCUAUUUAAUGCAUCCGUGUUUUGAGGUUAUUAAAUAUAAGCUAAGUAAACUCAAUGAACAGCUAUCCAAAGAUGCAGAUUUUAAAUUAACUGUAAUAUAAAUCAGUGUAAAAAGGGAAGUGUCUAUUUAAGUGCAGCUGUGAUUGUUUUCUGUUGUAAAAUGCUGAGAUUUUACUUUUGAUUCUCUAGAGUACACAGUGUGACAGUGAGAUCGAAAUCUUCUUCCACAUUAUCUCAAUACAGGGCAUAUGUGCAGGGGAGAUGUGGCAUGGGCCUUUUCUGUGGCCACUACUGCUCUGCCUCCCUCCCCUCACAACACCUUUCAGCCAGUGGAUUGGCAUAGCCUUGAAUGCUCCAAUCUCAUUCCAUGUAAACCCUACCUCCAUGCAGGGAGCCUACACAGAGCUAAGUUCCACUGUGUGUAUAGGGUCUGAAUCCCCCAAGCAGCACAGGGAAUCCUGACCCAUCCAUGGAAUAGAAUGACAUUUGUUCUGCUCUGUCCAAGGCCUAAUGGGAGAUGGGGUGGGGGCAGGCAGGAUUGGUUUCUAAAUUAACAAAGAGCAGUGCACCAGUCACAGCAGAGGACAUGGCAUUCUCAGCACCCCUUUUCUCCAAAAGCAAAAUGACCUUGAACUAUAGAAUCUUCACAUCUAGAUUAGACUUGCUUCUCAUGCUACCAAAAAAGGUUUUCUCCUUGUUUACAGAAAUAAACAUAGUUUUAAAUUCCCUCUCUUAUGCUGUGUUUCUGUCUAGUUUUGAAGAUUUGCGCUGCAUACCUCUUUCCUGAAUGACAGUGUGCUUAUUUGGGUGGUUCUAAGAACUAUUUGGUAUUACCCAAACAGCUCUGAUAGCAAUUCAUAACACCAGAAUGUGACAUGCAGGAGGAUGCUUGCAAAUAUACAAGAGGGUCUUUACAUUACAUUUAGAAAAGUAAAGUAUUUGAAUUGAGAUUAUGUAGCAGAACCCAGACAAGUGUAAGAGGAAAAAUGUAAUAUGCACACUUGGUUUGUGUGUUUGCCUCUAGGAAAGAAGUACCAGUAAGUGAAGCAAGGAUUUAUGAUAUAAAAUUGCAGGGCACAGUUAUCCACCAAUAAGAGUCAGUUUAAUGAUGGCACCGUUUUGUACGUAAAUGUCUGUAUGAAUUUGAGUUAACCAUUUCAGGCCAGGAAGAGUAUUCUAGUCUCUUAGGGAAAAUUGUGCCCUUCCACACCACAAGGAAAUUAGAUGGAAAAUUCCAUAGCUUCACGGCCACAGAAUUCUACUUAGUGGGAGAGAGAUGGGCUAUGCCCCCUCGUGGUCUUCUAGCAUGGGCAGGUGACAUUACCCGUCCAAACUGAAGACAUCCCGAGUGCUAUAAGAUAAUUCCAGAUGUCAGGGCAGCCACUCCAGGUCAAAACAUAUGCAUAGAAGGCCAUUUCCUCCACCAUCACUUCCCAUGAUUCCCUCUGUGGCAGCACAGCUCCCUAGUGAGUGAUGCUCCCACUGCUUUCCAAUCCAUGCUUCAGUGAAAUCUCUAUUCUCUUAUGGUCUACAUAAGAACGGCUAUACUGGGUCAGACCAAAGGUCCAUCUAGCCCAGUAUCCUGUCUUCCAACAGUGGCCAGUGCCAGGUGCUCCAGAGGGAAUGAACAGAACAGGUAAUCAAGUGAUCCAUUCCCUGUCACUCCUUCCCAGCUUCUGGCAAACAGAAGCUAGGGACACCAUUCCUCCCCUGUCUAGUCUCACUUUUUAUUAUUAAAUGAAUAGUACAUUUUGCAUUGAAAGAGUGUUAAAUUAAUUGUGAAGUUCUUUGAAUCUGCAUUAAGCACAAUAAAAAUAAAAAGAAAUAAAUUAAUAAAUACAUCAGUGAUAGUGCUGAGAACGGUUUUCCCCAUGCCCUGUCUUCUUCCCACCCAGUCACUCCGUCUUCCAAAACCAAGGAAGUGUACCUGUGAAGAGACUGCAUGUGUGUGUGUGUGUGUGAUGAUGAUGAUGCCCCUUAAAUAACAUUUCUGAAGAUGUUUCAGUCUUCUCCUGCCUUUUAUUACUCUCCAGGAGAGUCAGCAGCUCACUUGAUAACAUCCUUGAGGUAGCCGUGGGAGAUAUUUCCAAAAGUAGUGUAUGUUACCAGUAUUAUAAUUCUUGUAUAACAAAUUUACUUGCCUCUUUCUGUCUUUUUAAUUAUUUUCCAGUUUUUAACAAAUUCCUUUGCUUGGUCCCUCCUCAGAUAAGUGUUAGAAUAUUAUAGUUCACUGAAUGGGCUGUAAAGGGGGACACUGAUAGCAUAAUGUGGUUAUCAGCUUUGCUAAAAACCCUAAUGGUAAUAUUUUUCUUGUCCUAAUCACAGAGAUGAUGGUGUCUCUUUGGUGUUUCUCUGCUAUUUAUUUAGCUAUAAUGUGAAAGAGAACCCCACCUUUUCAUGUGUGUCUCCAAAUUAGAUUGGAGUUAGCUCUUCAGUAGGUCUGAUUAUUAAAUUUAUAUGCAAUCCUUUUACACAAUAUAAAAGUAAUAGAAUUAAGAACAAAGUAUAUGACUAGCUGAUAUGCAGUUUCUUCAGUGUUUCAGUUCAUGUUGUGCUAAUUCACCUUGAUAUUUCAGAUAAUUUUAGACUUUGAUAAUAGAUCCCUUAAAAAGCUCUAUAAUAUAGAUUUUCCUUUAACAGUGAAUAAAGAUAAUAUGUACAAAGUACUACUUUUCUGGUUGCUGUAAGAGUAAAGGAGUGCAAGAAGAAACUUGUAAGAAAUAUAAUCUAGUAAUAACAAAUUUCUCAACAUGAUGAGAGGCCUGAUCCAGUGCCCACAGAAGUCAGUGGAAGGACUCCCAUUAAGUUCCAUGGGCAUUGGAUCAGUCAGGCCUUAAAACAAAAGGAAUUUGUGCUAUGUCCCGUCUCUGAUAUGUCUUUUUAGACCUUGACCUGAUUUUUGCAGAUUUAGGCCUGAUUAUGCAAAACGGAUAUAGCUGUCUUUCUGUAUUCAAGGGUUGCAUUCUUCAGCCUUCUAAAGAAAAUAAAAAUGUGAUCUGGCAUUUUUUCCUGCAUUAAAUGAAGCCCUGUUAAUAUUUACUUUUAAUAGGUGUUUGCUUAAUGCAGUUAUUGUGGAACACAUUCCAACUUGUCCAAAGAAUGAUGUUUCCAACUGCUGAGUAAAUGACCCUUGAAUUAUAAAGUUAGUUGUUCAAUUUUAGCCAGAGGGAUGAUGCCACUUUCUAUAAAAUUGUGGUAAAUACAUUCCAGGAAUUAAAUACUCAGUGUACUGUUCCAGCAUAACAAAGCCAACUGCAACCUUUGAAAUACAUUUUUUCUUAUCUGUUUUUAAGAGAGAUGAAGUGUUGGACUAUGUCAUAUUGCUAUAGGUUUGUUUUGAAGUCAUAUUUGGCAGGAAACUGUUUUUUGUUUUCUUUAAUUGCCUCACUGAGACUGUUUAUGCUAAGGAGAUACAAUACUUUCCACAAAGAAUAAACCGCAAAUUCAGCACUGAGCACACAAAGAAAACAACAUCCUCAGUUUUGCUUUUAUUUAUUUUUUCCUGUGUUUAUUUUAUAACUUGCUGCACUUCUUUUAUAGGUUACCACUUCACAGUACACCCGUUCUCUGGUUCUGUGCAGUCUCCUUGCCUAUAGAAACUGGCUCCUCUAUGCCAGCAUCCCCUAUUAUUGCACUAAUUUAAUUUCUCAGCUCUCUUUCUUUCUCAGCUGAGCAGUAAUCAUGGAUUUGUAUGGCUACUGUGAUGUAACUUUGAGAAUGCUGUUCUGACAUUUUGGCUGCCAUGCAAAUGCCAUUGUAGCUGUUUUUCUGUUUCUCUGAGCUGCAAAUUUCAGGUGCUGCUGCAGACCUGUUUAAAGUAAUGAAGGUUAUUCUUACUGAAUACACUCUACUGGGAAAAAAUAUAUAUGUGGAAAGUUGUCACAGUUUCAGUUAAGUACAGCAUAAUAGUAUUAAUGAUGUCCUGAUAUGCUUGCCCAUUGUAUUAUCAGCUUUCAGAAUGAUGGUAAGCUAUUUUUCUUUUCUUUUAAUAAUAAACAUGGCUGUUUUUCCUAGUGACUAUGCAUGAUCAUUUAUACACAAAACAUGAAUUAUUGCAUUUUACUGAGUAAAGUUAUGUCUAAUAUCAGCAGACAGGAAUAUAUGAAUACAGUACUUGUUUUAGCAUACUUAUAUCACAUCAUGUGGAGGAAGAAGGUAGUUUGCUUUAUUAAUUAUUAUUACUUCUCAUUCUCACUUCUACUUUCAGCCUUCCAGUUGGAAAUGUACUGCAGAAACUGUCCACUGAUGCCCUUUCAGCAGAUGUUACCUCUAAAUGUGAUAUGUUCAACAUCUAUUCUCUUCUCAUUACAGCACUGAAUGCAGUGACCAUCUCUGAGGGGGACUAUCAUGGUGAAAUAUUGUGCAGCAUAUAACUGCAGUAACGCAGACACAAAGUUAAAUCGGAAGCAGGGAAUAACUUUUCAUAGGUUUCCCAAGGAUAAUAAGAAAAAACAGCAGUGGGCCCAGGCAGUACAUCGGGCUGACCCCGUGAGUGGCAAACUCUGGACACCAUCUGAAUGGGACAUGAUUUGUUCUCAGCAUUUCAAUCCUGACUGCUUCAAAGAAAUUAAUGGAAAGAAAUUUUUAAAGGAAGGGAGUUGUCCUUCUAUAUUUUCCUUUCCUGACAAUUUUCAGAGAAUAGAUAAUUCUCUACGGAGAUCAAAACGUGCUGGCAUAGUUCUAGAAAAUCCUCCUCUCGAGGCAGAUCCCAGUGAGGUGUAUGUUACACCAGCCACGGUAAUGAAAACAGCGAACAACCCAAAAAGAUUAACAGAAAACUUCAGCUGUUCUCAUCAGGUAGACACUAGUGGGAUGUGUAAUACACAGGACACAGUAAUGACAGACCACCAUUACCAUAUCACAGACAGUCCAAAAACUCUGAAGAGGAAAUUGGAUGAACUUUUAGCAGAGAAUCACAAGCUCAGAAGAAAAUUAAGGAAUGCUUCUGAUCAAGAAGAGAGACUCCAUAAAAAUGUGGAAAUCUUGUUGGACAAGCUGCACUCUAAAGACAUGUUGUCGAGGGAAGUAACGUGAUUGCUAGAUCUGUGCAAAGGGCAUGAGCUGAAUGACAGGUCUUCUCUCCCACUGCACCCAGCUGUUGGAUAAGAAAUGUUCACUAAUGUUUAUUGCUAUACAUGUCAUUUUUGAAUGUAUUUAUUAAAUAAAAAGACAUGUAAACACUACUGAAGUUUUCAUAUAAAAGCUAGAAACUUCAACGUUAAGAUUGGCACUUGUGGUGUUCAGGGAGCGAAUGUCAGCCUUUUCUUUUAAUCCCUGUCUCCUCUUCAUUUGUCCCACACUGUUAUUUUUUAGAUAUGUAGUUUCAUGGAGGGUGGAUGGGAGUUUUACUGUUUGUUUGUUUGUUUUUAAAGUCUUCUGUAGACAUUUACUAAGUGGACAGUAUUUAGCACCUACGUUAUUCAUUUUUGUCUUUUUCCCCCCUUUUCCAUCUUAUGUUACCUUUUAAGUGCAUUAAUUUCUAGAGAUGCAAUGGUGUCAUUGCAACAGCCAUCCACAAGUGCACUAUAAAGUCGGUUUACAUAAUGGAUUGAAAUAUAUACCUUUUUUUUUUUUUUUUGGAAAGAUCGGCAUUUGCAUUAACUAUCAUGUUAAAUCCUGUGAUCACGCGUAGUAAAGGGUGUGGGGGGGGGGGGUGUAUGGAUAGAUGCAGACUUAUUCUAGUCCAUUGUAUCAAUAUAUCUGCUGUCUAUAUAGCGUGCUAAAAUUGAACAUAUUAAAAUUCAUUAUGAAAAAUAA